CACAACUGCCAGCCACAGCAGUGAGAGCAUCUGGUCUGUUCCACAUUACACCCGGGGACUGCUGCCGGCUCGGACACAGAAAAGCACAAGAAACAAGUAGAAAGGGAAAACUAACCAUCUAUCAAGACAAACCACUGGCAGUAGAUCCCCUCCAAGGAGCAGAAAAUGAACAGCAAAUUCCAGAUAGUAAUUCUAGUGGUCCUUGUACUUAUCUGCGCCUACAUCUCCACAGGAAGCACCAGCAUCGUGCCGAGAUGCCUCUGCUUUCAAACGGUGAAGAAAGUGCGUUUACAGAAUGUGACAGAUUUCCUGAUAAUUCCCAAGGAUGCUCACUGCUCACGUACCCAGAUCAUACUCACAGUGAAUGUAGAAAACGAGCAAAAGGAAGCUUGUCUUAAUCCAGACUCAAAUCAAGGGAGACACCUGAUUUCAUGUUGGCAGAGAAUUGGCUACAACAUGAGCAGGAAGCACCAAUGUCUUAAAGUCCAGAGACGAAAAAAUUAGGAAAACAGGAGCUGAAAGAAUCACUGAACCAUGAUGUUAUUCAGGAUGAUAAAAAAAGAUUGAGAUCACUGAAUCUUACUUUCCUUUUUAAUUCUUUGUAGUGUUCAAUGUGGAAGCACUGCAUUUAACAGUGCUCAAACCGUCACUAAUAUUUCAGAACCACGUACUAAGACAUUGUCUGCUCAGUCUUUUGUCUUAUUGAAUCUAUUGUUGAUGUCCACUCUUGGGCUGUGACAUGUGAAACAAAGAUGAAUGCAAAGAUACAAUCUACUUAUUUCUGUUAUAAUUAAAAUCUAUGCUGCUAAUAUUAAAUUAGCACCACAUCAAAUAAUGAUCAUAUAGGAUCAGAUGUAGUUUCCUUCUUGUGUGAGAUGAUACACUUGUAAAAGUUAAUCUGCUGAAUAUUCCUUCCAGUAUCUACGAUUUGUCCAGGACACUGUGUGUAAAACGUAAUUCCAAAGGGUUUGUCUUAAGGAUUAUAUGGGUUGGCACAACAUGGAGGGCUGAAGGGCCUGUACUGUGCUGUAGUGUUUUAUGGUUCUAUGGUUCUAUGGAGUUCACAAAUAAUCUAGAUGAAAAUAUUUAUUCAAUGGUUCACAGUCCUGACUGCAGACCAGUAAUUGUAGGUCAAUUGAAACUGGUUACUGUUUACAUUAAUUUAAACUAAAGAGCACUCUUAGCAAUGUACUUUAUAAGUAUUAAUUAGAGUUUUUUAAUUUAUGCAUAGUUUGCAAUUAAGCACAGAGAUAUUUUUAUAAAGUAAUAAUCUUUCUAUUUGUUAUUCUAAAACAGAAUAUAUAUUUUGUAAGUUGAGAUUUUUUGCUAAAUUUGUUUGUAUGGAUCAAGCAUUUUAAAUGUUCUA
Messenger RNA from Hypanus sabinus (Atlantic stingray), 1366 nucleotides. Its product is annotated as growth-regulated alpha protein-like. The record is from RefSeq and is a predicted model, not a curated record. Gene Ontology annotation, biological process: antimicrobial humoral immune response mediated by antimicrobial peptide; neutrophil chemotaxis; chemokine-mediated signaling pathway. Gene Ontology annotation, molecular function: CXCR chemokine receptor binding; chemokine activity. Gene Ontology annotation, cellular component: extracellular region. The transcript is spliced from 5 exons. Lineage: Eukaryota; Metazoa; Chordata; Chondrichthyes; Myliobatiformes; Dasyatidae. Bases 166 to 504 code for a protein of 112 amino acids.